AGGAUAGAAGCCGUAGAGCCGGGUAAAGUCCACCCAGUAUCACUCAGAUGCAGAUUCAUAAUGAAAGAUUAACAUCACAAAAGCCUCUCUGCACUUGCACUCUGUAGAAUAAAGGAACCAGAAUUAAUCUGCCAGUGGGAUCUAUUCUUUCUUGUGUUUUCCAUCGGAGGUCUCCAUCAGGGACUGGGAGUGGCUGUUGUCUUUGUAAGAGCCGACUGGGGAAGCCCUCCGGUGAGCUGAGUUGCAGAGGAGAGGAGAGAGGCACUGUUCACACCCUGAGAUGCUCUGCAGGCUUGAGGAAGAAGAGGAGAUGUCUCUAAAGGAGCUACAGCAAAGGGUAGACUGUGUCAUCACCCAUGUUGAUGAGAUUAUGCAGCAGGAGAUUAGGCCAUUGGUGGCUGUAGACAUAACUGAACAACUUCAUAGGCAGUUUGCUCUUCUUUCAGGAGGCAGAGGAAGAGAUGGGGCGCCCAUCAUUACAUUCCCAGAGUUCUCAAGCUUUAAUGAUGUGUCAAAUGAGGAUUUUGUUAAUGUUGCUACAUACCUGACCAGCAUACCAAGUAUGGAUGCUGCCAGCAUCGGCUUUAUCAUCAUCCUGGACCGCAGAAAGGAUAAAUGGAACUCAGUAAUCACUUCUCUAACUCGAAUAACGGGGUCCUUCCCAGGAAAUCUACAGCUUGUGCUGGUUCUUAAACCUUCACGUCUCUUCCAGAGGGCUAUUGCUGAUGUCACUAUGCGGUUACAUCGAGAUGACUUUAAACUGAAGGUACCGAUUGUUAUGCUAAAUUCGCUGUCAGACUUGCAUGGCUACAUCGAUAAAAGCCAGCUGACCUGUGAUCUGGGCGGAACCCUGGACUAUUGCCACAGUCAAUGGAUCCAUCAUCGUACAACCAUUGAAAACUUUGCAUUAACAGUGAAGAGCACAGCACAGAUGCUGCAACAGUUUGGAACUGACCUGGCAGAAACCGAACUCCCCAAUGAUGAGCAGUGCACCAAAGAUUUGCUCAUCGCACACACAGAAAAACACAAUAAGCUCAAGGAAGAGUUAAAGUUAGCUGUGAAACAAGGAAAUACUCUGCUCUCUUGCAUCAAAGACCAGGCCAACAAAACUGAGAACCAUAUUCUAAACUCAGAUGAAACAGAGAACCAAACAACCGUUGAGAGGUUGCUAGCACAGCUCGAUGAGACAGAGAAUGCAUUUGAACAGUUCUGGUCAAGGCAUCACCUCAAGUUAGAGCAAUGCUUACAGUUACGUCACUUUGAGCAGGACUUCAGAGAGGUGAAAGUUUCUCUGGAUGGUAUGAUGGAGGCUCUACUGGGGCUGUCUGAUACUGGAGACUGUGUGGGUCAGAUGGAACACCUACUGGGGGAUCUGAAAACCCUGGAGGACAAAGCUCAGGAGUCCUUGGAGAAAGCUCAACUUCAUGCCCAGCACGGUGACCAGCUGAUCCAGAGUAACCACUAUGCUGUGGACUCCAUCCGCCCCAAGUGUAUCGAACUGCGUCGGAUUUGUGAUAACUUCAGCAAUGAAGCCAAAAAGAAACAGGAUAUUUUGACUAAAUCUCUUGAUAUCCAUAAGCGACUAGACGAGGUAAAUCAGUGGUGUGAGUCUGGAGUAUAUCUGCUGGCCUCUCAGGCUGUAGACAGAUGCCAGACACAGGAAGGCGCAGAAGCAGCACUGCAAGAUAUCGAAAAGUACAUUGAAUCAACCAAAGAGCAGCAAUUUAGUCACCUUAAAGACCUCAGCAACCAGUAUGAGAUUGUCCUCUCAGACCUAGACAUGAGCAAAGUUCAACAGGCUCUGAAAAGGCUAAACGACAUUCAAGAGAUGUUUGAGAAAAGACAUACAAGUCUGAAGAAGCUCUCCACUAAGCAAACCAGGCCAGUGCAACCUGUUGCACCUCGACCCGAGUCUUCACCAAAGCGGCCUUCAGCUAAAACCCCACAAUCCACCACACCUGCAUCAAAUCGCAAAAUCACAGAUAACUCCAGCACCAAUAAGCCGCCCAGUGAAGCAGAAUUGGCAAAGCGGAAAAAUAUUCGUAAAUCGAAAGGUGGCAUCAAGAUUGAGGUCAUGCAUGAAGAAAGUCAGGGAGGCACAAAUCAUGUUCUCAUGAACAAUGAAACAGAAGAGACCCUUUCAAACAGACGGAGUCACAUAAUGAAUGAGUUGAUUGAGACGGAGAGGCUGUACGUGGAAGAGCUACAGAGCAUCAUAGAGGGUUACGCCACAGCACUGGAUGAUCCUGAAUUGAUCUAUUUGAUCCCACCAUCUCUGGAAAACAAGAAGGAUGUUCUCUUCGGCAAUCUGCCUGAAAUCUACCAGUUUCACCAGAAAAUAUUUCUAAAAGAGCUGGAAAACUGUACUGAAAAGCCAGAGUUGUUGGGGACGUGUUUUUUAAAGCGGAAGGAAGAGUUGCAGAUAUAUGAGAAAUACUGUCAAAAUAAGCCACGCUCUGAGGCGCUGUGGCGGCAAUGUGGAGACAGCUUGUUCUUUCAGGAGUGUCAGAAAAGGUUGGAUCAUAAGCUUUCGUUAGACGCGUACCUGCUAAAGCCUGUGCAGAGAAUCACCAAAUACCAGCUGAUGUUAAAGGAGAUGCUGAAAUGCAGUAAGAACUCAGAAGGUACAGCUGAGUUGGAGGAAGCUUUGGCCACCAUGCUGGACAUCAUCAAAUCAGUCAAUGACUCCAUGCAUCAGAUUGCCAUCACUGGCUUUGAGGGCAAUCUGAAUGAUCUGGGCAAGCUGCUCAUGCAAGGAUCCUUCAAUGUUUGGACAGACCAUAAGAAGGGUCACAGUAAAGUGAAGGACUUGGCCCGCUUUAAACCCAUGCAGAGGCACCUGUUUCUCUACAACAAAAUGCUUUUGUUCUGCAAGAAGCGUGAGGAGACAUCUGACGGUCAUGAGAAAUCCCCCUCCUACAGCUUCAAGCACUCAUUAAAGAUGAGUUCGGUGGGAAUCACAGAAAAUGUAAAGGGAGACAUCAAGAAGUUUGAAAUCUGGUACAAUGGCAGAGAGGAAGUCUACAUCAUCCAGGCCUCCUCUAUGGAUGUGAAGAACACGUGGGUGUCAGAGAUCCGUAAAGUCUUAACAAGCCAGCUGGAGGCUUGCCGAGAAGCCAGUCAACUUCAUCAAAAGAUUACAGAGAGCAUUUACCAUGCCCCCAUGAGAAAUGUGCGCAAAACAGCUCUUCGGCAGUCUGACUCUUCCAGUCCCGAAACGGGCUACAAGCGGGCUGACACAGGCACAAAUCUGCGGCACAAACGAGAAUCUGCAACCAAGGAAACAGAGGUCACACGGCGCUUUUCUUUAGCCUCAUCAAUCAGCUCUGCCUCUGCUCCACGCACUAAAGUUCCUCUCUCCUCUAGCCUUAAGAGCAAGAGGCAUCAAAUCAAGAGUGAUCCCACACCAUUUGGUUGUGAAGACACCAUGCGUGGUACACUGCCUGCUGAGUGCAAAAGUAAAGGUACUGCUGGUACCAAGCCUGCUGUGCCGAGAUCUGCUUCUCAACCAGGAUGGAGUCAACGGCGUUUGCCCUCAAUGGAUGCUGAAGACUUUGAGACUAUUCCAUCCAGUGCUGAAGAGCUCUCCAACUCCUCAGAUGGAGAGGAUGAUGGCCAUAACAAAAACGGGGAGCAUGAUCGCUAUCAGGUGCAACUUACAUACGAGUCGGGAACUGCUCAGGAUAUCUCUGUGGAGGCGGGCAAUUUAGUGCAAUUUCUGGAGGAUUCAGAGAAUACCCAUUGGCUAGUCAAGAACCUUAGAACUUGGAAGACAGGUCUGGUUCCACCCACUGUCCUGCAGUCCACAGCAGAGGGAGUAGACCUUUACAGUAACUCUGACAUUUUUAGUGACCUCUGCAUGGCUGCCCUCACCGAUACAGAGGAGGUAGUAGACAGCUCAGAUCCCAUUCAGGACAGCAGAACUGCAUGCUGAACGUGUUGCGAUGUGUCUUUGCUUCCCUUCGUGCCAUACUUGUAUACAUCAAUACCCCUGAAACGUUUGUGAUACUGCACAGAAAUCUACUCCGGUGGAGGAAUGGAUGAACUUUGUUGCUAUAUGACCACUCUGAAGACCCAUCAGGACCGGUUCCAGUCAUUUCUGGCAUUCUGCACAAAGUCCUUCUCCGGUGCUGAUGGGACAUUGACAACAUUCUGCAGUCAUGAGUCAUAAAUUCAGCAUGCAACCUUUGUGCUUUCAGUCUGCUGUGCCUUAGCAGCCAAUGCAGCGGUAUUUUAAAAUAAAUGUUUAAUGGCAAAGGUCUAUAAGGUCUAUAUUACCUGGAGAAUGAUGGUAGUUAUUUGAAAUUUGUCAUCUUUGCACAUGGGCACUCAGUUGCCUAUUUAGGUGUUUUUGAGGCAAUAACCUGAGUGGUGAAUGCUAUGUGAUUAUUGACUAAUCAAUCUAGCGUUGCAGAGAAAUUACAUCAUGACAUUGCUGAUUGGCCAAUGGCACCAUAAGAACACACACAGUCCCAUGUCCUUCUCCAGUGUCUAACCUGAGCUGUUCGGGAACUGGCAAGACAUCUACUCUAAUAUAAUGUAACAAGUGCGAUUUAUAUGUUGCUUGCAGAAAAAUUAUUUUGCAGAAUAUACAGUGUCUCUUGAAUGACUUUCAAAGGAGAAGGAUUAUUUUUGGGCCUAACUGGACCAUACUAACCAGCCAAACCUGGAUCCCUUGGCUUGAACACAGAGGUGGAUAUUUUAAAAUACAGAGACAAAGACUCUCUAGACAUUUUCGUCCUGCUGAAGCUUCCAAAUGAAUGCUUAAACACUCCUAAUUGUUUAGUUGUUUACUGCUUGUUGAUUAUGAGACUGUUGGUCAGAAACACAGCACUUUUAAAGAACAAAUAUUAUCUUAUGUAAUGUAUAAUAUUUAUACUCUCUUUUAUAUUUUGACAAGAAUGUUGUAUAAGCCAUCUGUAAAGCAUCAUCCCUCUUUGCUAUUUGUAAAGCUGAAUAUCUUUAAUUCUCAUCCAAUAUUUGCCCACAGUAGGUCUGUACUUGAUAUAUAUCUUUCAAGGUCUGGUUAUACAGUAUAUUAAUAAUCUCAAACAAUUCAAUUUGUGUGUGUGUGUGUGUGUGUGUGUGUGUGUGUGUGUGUGUGUGUGUGUGCGUGUGUGUGUGUGCGUGUGUGUGUGUCUGCGUGUGUGUGUGUGCGUGUGCCAAAUGAUCAUUGUAGCAGAAUUAUUCCCUGUACUGUAAAAGCAUUCAAUACUGUUAUUUUACAGUGUUGCUCCUGCAUAUUGCAAUUUGCUGUUUGUUACAGAAUCCCAUACAGAAAUCAAAUGUACUGUAUCCUUCCAGCUAUAUGACAUGAAAAACUGGACAACAGUUUAACAGUGAAUGUACAGUAUUCAUUUUGCCAAAUAUUGUGUCUCAUAAUAUUACUAAAUAUACACUUAUACAACAGCAACUUGAUUGGUCAGACUGUAGUUUAAUUACUUUAAUUACAUACAUCAACCUGAUGUCAUUGUUUGAUUCGUUUCUAUAUUUGUUUUUUAAUGUCAAUUUCUAAGCACAAAGAUUUCAUGUUGAAUGCCAGUGUGAUUAUUGCUAAUACUUUUGUGUAAAAUUACUUUGUUCAUACAUAUGUGCAUAUAUUGCUUUUUACUGCUUCCAUAUGAACAAUAUUACAACAAAAGUGAAUAUGUAUUACAAGUCUGAACAUUUUCAAACAAAUAAUGAAA
Xyrauchen texanus (razorback sucker) is the source of this 5687-nucleotide messenger RNA. RefSeq names its product guanine nucleotide exchange factor DBS-like. Gene Ontology annotation, molecular function: guanyl-nucleotide exchange factor activity; protein binding. The record is from RefSeq and is a predicted model, not a curated record. NCBI's taxonomy places the organism in Eukaryota, Metazoa, Chordata, Actinopteri, Cypriniformes, Catostomidae. The coding region runs from base 281 to 3934 and encodes 1217 amino acids. Gene Ontology annotation, cellular component: cytoplasm. The transcript has 33 exons. Gene Ontology annotation, biological process: intracellular signal transduction.